AUUGCAGAUCCCAAUCCAUUCAUUAUUCAUCUUCAGUAGUCAUGGCCAACUCCAAUGCGCCGAUGCUUCUGGUAUUAGUGGUGGCAGCGCCGGUGGCGGUGGCAGUUCUACUCUAUAGACUGGCUGAGUUUGACCCGGCGUCCCUUCCGGAGCACGUAUUGUCUCGAUCACCACCAAUUGUGCCGCCGUCUCAUUAUGGCCGAGUGCUAGAAUUGGCGGAUCGAAUCGGGGAAGGGCUCUUACCAGGUCCCGAAGACUUUGCAUACGAUGCGGAGACGGGACUCUUAUAUACGGGUUGCAGCGAUGGUUGGAUUAGGCGUUUCCACGUGACAGACUCGGCUGAGGAGAAAGAGAAGGCGAAGACACAGUUGGAGAUCGAAAACUGGGCUUUCACCGGUGGUCGACCGCUCGGUCUGGCUUUCGGACCCGACAAGCAACUCAUCGUCGCUGAUGGUAAUAAGGGACUCUUGAGGGUGAGUAGAGGAGCAACAGUAGAAAUGUUGACAGAUGAAGCAGAGGGUUUGAAAUUCAGGAUAACCGACGGCGUUGAUGUGGGGAGAGAUGGAGUAAUAUACUUCACGGAUGCAUCGUAUAAGUAUAGUUUGGCAGAACACAUAGCUGACGUCCUCGAAGGUAGGCCCUACGGUAGGCUGAUGAGCUAUGAUCCAUCCAUCAAUAAGACCCGAGUGCUGGCGCGCAACCUCUACUUCGCCAAUGGAGUAGCCCUCUCACCCAAUCAGGAUUUCCUCAUCUUCUGCGAAACGGUGUUGCGAAGAUGUAGCAAAUAUCACAUCCUAGGCGAGAGACAAGGAAGCGUGGAGACCUUCAUUGAUAAUUUGCCUGGUUUCCCAGACAACAUUCGCUACGAUGGACAGGGCAGCUUUUGGAUCGGAUUAGCCAUGGGAAAUACUAUAUUUUGGGAUGUACUAAUGAGAUACCCAAUAGUACGGAAGACGGUGUGGAUGUUGGGUAAAGUGGUGAAACUCCCACACAUGCAGAGUAACGGGGGAGUGAUGGCCGUCAAUUUGGAAGGAGAAGGGAUUGCACUCUAUUCUGAACCAGGGUUGUAUAUGGUCACUUGUGGCUUCAAGAUCCGGAACCAACUAUACAUUGGUUAUCUUGCCAACAACUACAUCACUCGUCUCCACCUCAACCAACUUGCAUAAUAAAUAUGAGAGUGGAACAU
Molecule: messenger RNA, 1186 nt
Organism: Telopea speciosissima
Lineage: Eukaryota; Viridiplantae; Streptophyta; Magnoliopsida; Proteales; Proteaceae
Product: protein STRICTOSIDINE SYNTHASE-LIKE 4-like
Exons: 4
Coding region: 42-1166 (374 amino acids)
Biological process (GO): biosynthetic process
Molecular function (GO): strictosidine synthase activity
Source: RefSeq, a predicted model, not a curated record